Triplophysa rosa is the source of this 2001-nucleotide messenger RNA. Its product is annotated as leptin receptor gene-related protein. Gene Ontology annotation, cellular component: endosome. Gene Ontology annotation, biological process: late endosome to vacuole transport via multivesicular body sorting pathway; negative regulation of growth hormone receptor signaling pathway. The record is from RefSeq and is a predicted model, not a curated record. The transcript is spliced from 4 exons. NCBI's taxonomy places the organism in Eukaryota, Metazoa, Chordata, Actinopteri, Cypriniformes, Nemacheilidae. The coding region runs from base 111 to 506 and encodes 131 amino acids.
UUUUUAUCAAGGCUGGUCUGCUCCUUUAAGAGUGUGUGAGGAGGAAAUAGGAAGUUAGUUCUCCUAACAUUUAACACGAAGACUCCCACCAAAACAAACGGAGUUUCUUAAUGAUGGCAGGAAUAAAAGCGCUUGUCGCGUUGUCCUUUAGUGGAGCCCUUGGACUGACAUUUCUGCUUUUGGGAUGUGCACUACAACAGUUCGGAGUUUAUUGGCCACUGUUUGUCCUGCUCUUUCACAUCUUAUCACCUAUUCCAAAUUUAAUAGCCAGGAGGCAUGUGGAUGACACAGAGUCGACCAGUGCCUGCAGGGAACUGGCUUACUUCUUGACCACUGGCAUUGUGGUGUCAGCCUACGGAUUACCUGUUGUGCUUGCAAGGAAAGGUGUUAUUUACUGGGGUGCCUGUGGCCUGGUAAUGGCAGGUAAUUCUGUCAUUUUUCUGACCAUUGUUGGUUUCUUCGUGCUAUUUGGAGGUGGUGAUGACUUCAGCUGGGAACAGUGGUAAAAUUCAUCCGAAGGACCUACCACCACUAUGUAAACUAGUAAAUGUGGAAUUGUUUUCCAUGGCAAUGCUGAUUCUAUAUGGAAGUUGGACUUCUGGGCUGAUAAUUCUAUGAUAGCUGCACUGGUACUCUGCUUUCAGUAGAUCUGCUCUUUCACCUGUAUUUCAUUUUGGCAUAUGCACGGCUUACAGUAGUAUACACAGUGAUUAGAGUAAAAACAGAUAAUUUUUUCAUCUUAAGAACACAUCCAGGUUUAAUUUACAGAGAAAAACAUAAUAAAAGCCAUUUACAAUUUUUCCUUUUGAUUUUGGGGAGAAAUGUGAGCAUGAGCAUAAUUAAGAAAACUGUAAAGAUAAAGAUAAAGUAACAUAUUUUUUCAGCAUCUUUAAAUGUGACCAUUUGUACUUGCAAUAUUGGGCUAAUAUUUAUGAAGCAUAAAUCCACAACUGACUAACAGCUGCUCUCAGCAUAACACAUAAGCAGUGUUACCAUGGCAGUAUAUUAAGGCCCAGUUUCACAGACAGGGUUUAGUUUAAACCCGGACUAACACUUAGUGAAAUUAAGAUAUUUUAAAAAAUGCCCUAGUAAAAAACAUUACUCGUGUGCAUCUUGACAAAACAAUGGCACUGACAUACUUUAAGUUGUUUUAAGGUGAGUUAUUUUCACUUAAGACUCCUCAAACAUUAAUUUUAGUCUGGGAUUAACUUUAAACCUUGUCUGUGAAACCGGGUAUAGGUGUUUUUAAUGCUGUUCUUUUAUUGCAAUGCUACUAAUGCCAAUUAUGGAAUGUACCGUAAAGCUUUAACUUUCUUCAACUAUGUUUACACAAGAUUACCAAAGCAGACCUCUUCGUAGUCAUCCAUUCCAUGAUUCUUUUUUCAUUUGGGUACUUGACAAAUAAUGCGUCCUAUGGUGUGACAGCAAAAAUUUAUAAAAACAAACUAGCAAUGAAGACAAAUCUCUCUUAUGCUAUUUUAUAUAAAUCUAAAAUAAUAUAAUAUUUACAGUUUGUUUUCUAAAUUUUUGCUGUCACAACAUGGUAUAGACGCAUGGUAUGGUUUAUUUGUCAAUUUACCCAUUUGGUUUAGAAUGUUUGCAAAUACAAUCAUUAUCUUCCAUUACCUUCCUGUAAUUAAAGAAUAGCCUAUUUUAGUGUAGUUAUUAUAUUUUAUUGCAAGAGGAUGUGAUUCAUACAGUUUUAGACAUUUUUAUAACUGACAUAGUUCCAUCUGAAACACUAUGACAUGACUUAUGUAAUUGUGCACCUUGAUACACCCUACAGUACAAAAUCUGAGAUCCAAUUUCACCAGAAAAUCAGGGUAUUUAGUUUUACACUACUAGCGUUUAUAUUGAAAUAAACGUAAUUUGUUACGUUUUUUUGUCCGAGGUUAACUGUACAAUCAUUUUAACAGGACUUCUAUAAGGGAUAUGCUUCCUAUUCUUGAUGGCAAACUAUAUAUAUAUAUAUGAUUAUAUGAAUAAAUACACAUUUUCUCA